GAUAGAUGUUGACUUUUCAAGAUCCGAAUUUCUCGGAUUCAAAUAUUUCCACAAAAUUAAGUUUAGGAAGGAAUAAGUUAACCGUUACAUAUUUAUGUCAUUAUCGGUACGCGUUGUAAUUAUCAUUGAGGUCACGUGUUGUGUACUUAAUUGUACUGAGUAUUAUUAAUAAUAAGUGCGUAUAUUACCUAUUGAAGCAGUCUACUUGGCAAACAACUGUAACUUCGAUUCUUAACGUAGAUGUAUCAUAAGCGUCAUUUACAAGAUCAAGAACUAUACAAUUUUUUUAAUUAUUUUGAUUUUAAAUAAAGAUAAUACGACUUACGUAAUGAGAGUGUUAAUAUCAAUUUUAUAUAUUCCAUCGAAGGGUUAAGAGUUAAUCUUUCAGAAACAUGUGUGAUUUAGCAAAGAAAAUGAAAGAUUCAAGUGUUAAGAACAAUGUGCAAAAUGAAUCAACAGAUGAGUUUUGUCAAAAACAAAGUGCCGAUAAGAAAGAAUCUAUAUUAAAAAGUACAAAUGAAGAUGUUCAACGAGCAAUUGAAGGUUUAAAGGAUAUACCAGAUGAGGAACUUCAAGAAUUUCUUGACGAUGAAGAUUUUAUGGAAGGGUUAGAUGUUGUUGAUGCUUGGGAAGGUGAUGAAGAAAAAAGUCGUGAAGUUGAAUAUAAAACUACUCAUAAUAAGGAUCAAGAACAAAAGCGUCUUUCUAGGGAGAGAUAUCGGCGUGACUACAAAGGAUCUUACAACCGUGAAAGGCCAAAGAGAGAAGAAAAGAAACAUGAAGAAAUCCGUCGAGAUCCUUCCAAAAGCACAAAAGAUAUAGAGAGGGAUAAGAUACGUACAAAAAGAGAUAAUGAAAGUAAACUUUUGGCUGAAAAGGAAAAAGCUAUUAAACAUUUGCUAGACUCUGAUAAUGUUGUACCUCCAGGUACAGAAACUGAAGCCAUUCAGAGCAUCACAGAGAGACAAAAUAUAGAUCAAGUACAGAUGCAUAUCCGCAGAAGCCGAGAACGUCGUAGAAGUUUAGAACGUCAAAGAGGAAGCUCAUUACGGCGUAGAACUCCAGAUAGAAUUAGAUUAAAUUCUCCUCGGCGAAAAUCUCCGUUGAUGUUAAGUCCAGAACGUUGCAGAAGUCCUUUCAAGAUGAGUAAUGAAAGGCAUAGAAGUCCACUAAGAUUUAGUCCUGACAAAAGAAGAAGUCCAAGAUUUAAUUGUACUCGUAGAAGUCCUUUUGGAUUCAGUCCAGAACGACGAAGAAGUCCAAUUAGACGACUUAGUUGGGAACGAAGAACAAGCACAGAUAGAAGAUGGAGCGCUGAGCGACACAGGAGACGUAUAAAUGUACAUGAACGCCGAAGAAGUCGAUCUCGUGAUCGACAACGAAGUCGCAGUAUGGAACGACUUAGAAGAAAGGCCAGCCGUUCACCAAUUAGUAGACGUUAUAGUCCUCGCCGUCGAAGUCGAACUCGAAGCAGGUCGUUGGAACGUCGAAGGAAACGAUCCCCCUUUAUUAAUGAACUUACAAGACAACUAAGAAGUGAAGCUAUAAUGACAUCACAUAUGAAUACUGGAUAUACGCAUUCUUCGCCUAUGGAUGGCAUAUCACCUCUACUAAAUAAUGUAUAUCAGCAAGAAACAGAACCUAGACCAUCAAUAUCGAUGCCAUCUUACAUUCAUCAAAGUGGAUUAGCACCACCAAUGCCAUCAAAUAUAACUGGUGGUGCACCAUUUAUGAAUUUUGAAAAUUCAUCUCAAACAUUGAAUUUUGAUUCUGUACCAUUACAUUCAUUACCUCAAACUGAAUAUGUAUCUGGUCCAGUAAUGUAUAAUCAACCAAAUACGAGUUCAAUUCAGCCAACACAUCGACCAGCACUUCUUCCAGCACCAAUUUCUUCACCACAACCUGAAUCUGCUGCAUCUACUGUGGAACAUGUACAAGCAUAUAAUUCAUCACAUGGUAUUUCUUCCACUCGUCAAUCUCCAGUUCAGAAUUUUGAAUUUUCAAAUAAAUCUAAGGAUACAGUCUCUCAAAACUACAGGGACUGUAGAUUUACAGAUUCUUAUAAUGGAUACCAUGCUUCACAAGAAGAACGAUUGAAGACUCCUGAACCACCAGUCAUCUCAGAUACAAAACAAUUUGAAAAAACGAGUUUAUCCAGCUUGUUGGAAGCAUCUGUUUCCGCUAAAGAUUCAACUAGUCUGCCAGUCUUGUAUCCAGGAUUCAAACCUGAAAUAUUACGUCACUGUGAACAUGCUCUACGCGAACUUCCUAUGGAAGAUCUUCGUUUAAAAAUGAAAGGGCGAUUUUUCUAUGACCCAAAGAAGGAAAAUAUACAAAGUGAACAAAAUGUGUAUUCAUCAAAUUCCAUACUUUUGCAAAAAAGUAAAAGCAAAAUAUAUUGGGAAGAAGAAGGUCAACAACUUACUUCCAUGAAGCAAAAUAUACAAAUGCAUCAAAAAAUUUGUCAAACUGAUGAAGUGGAGACAAAUACAAAAUUUGUUCAAGCAAGUGUUACUAUGGUAGAUUUUGAAGUACAAGUAUAUCCUCAAGAUUUACAAUAUGCUGUUAAAGAAGAAAAAAGACCUAUCAUGGACCGUUUAGAUUGGAAUGUGCGUGAAACAUUUGAUUAUACACCUAAAUUUCGAGAGGCUGAUGACUUAAGAUGGAGUUUAAGUAAUUCUUCUCAAAAAAGAACUUGGAAUAGGACAAUAUCACCACCUAGAAGGAUUGAUGACCGUGAACAUCGUACAGAUUCUGUAUCUUCCUUAGAUCAUGGUUCAAGAAAUAUGAAAUUAGAUUCUCCAGUAAGAAACAGGGAUAAUUUCUCCAGUCAUAAAGGAUCUUUACGUGACCAUUAUGUUCGCGAAAGAUACUCACCUAAUUAUAGGCAUUCUUUAGAAGAACGUGAUGAAUUUCAUGAAAAUAGAAGUGAUCAUAGUCGUGGUGAAAGUCCAAUGAUGCUAGAAGAUUCUGCAGAAGAAAUAGAAUUGGAACACACAUUCCAAAGAGGAGCAGAUUGGCAUGGAAGAGGAAAAUUAUCAAGAGGUAGAUCAAGUCCACUUAUAAAACAUGUGUACAGAGGAAAGCAUUCAGGUGGAAGAUCAUAUCGGGGCCGAGGAAAUUUUCGUGGAAAAUUCUAA
Messenger RNA from Eufriesea mexicana, 3140 nucleotides. RefSeq names its product serine/arginine repetitive matrix protein 2. Bases 393 to 3140 code for a protein of 915 amino acids. The transcript is spliced from 7 exons. NCBI's taxonomy places the organism in Eukaryota, Metazoa, Arthropoda, Insecta, Hymenoptera, Apidae. The record is from RefSeq and is a predicted model, not a curated record.